Molecule: messenger RNA, 2400 nt
Organism: Blumeria graminis f. sp. triticale
Lineage: Eukaryota; Fungi; Ascomycota; Leotiomycetes; Helotiales; Erysiphaceae
Source: the annotation of a GenBank genome assembly
AUGGCAGCAACUAUUACUAACAUCUGGAUACUAUUUAUCUGCCUGAUGUCCAAAAUUAUGUUGGCAUCACCUAUACUGAAUGAAACGAGUAGUUCGCAUCUUAAUUUAAGACUUCGGGAUGAAACAGAUACAAAGCAAAAUUUAUCGCUGAAGUGGUCUAAUUGUGAACGCGAGCCUCGUGAAAUCCUCAGAAAUUGUCAUGAGCAGAAUGACAUGGACUAUUUUGCAUUCACUCCAAAAAACGUCUAUGAAUCUCAACAUGCAAUUUGGUAUGCUAACUGGACAUUUUCACGUCAAAGUGAUCCUAGAUGGCUCGAAAUUGGAGAAUGGAGAUUAUUUUCGAUCGAAUACUUUCAUACUAGAAACUUGGAUUGUGGCAGCUUUUGGACUGAUUGCAAAGAUAUGCCUACUUGGCAUGAAAUCCUCAAUCUCUAUCCAAAUGAUAGAGAGCUUGCCCGAAGAGUUUAUUUUACUAGUGAAAGCUAUUUGAUCAUUAGAAACUAUCUCAACGCCAUUCAAACAAUCUUGGACGAGGUUCACAUGUCCCUCUAUGGAAUGCUUCCGGAAAUUGUGCAGGUCUUCACCAGUCAACCAGACCCAUCAGCCCAAGCCGCAUGUGCAAUGAUUGGAGCUGUAACUGAUACGCUUGUCAAUGUUGGUGUGACUGCCGUUACUGGAAUGAUGACGAGCACCUUAACAAGUUUUUAUGAUAAAAUGAAAUUAAGUGUGCUUAAGGCACUGCGUGACCCGGAAGUAGCAGCUACAUGGUAUACAAAGACAUUAAACACCAAAUGGAUCCCACCUCCUGUAGUCAGAUGGCUCAGGAACCAAGAUCAGUUUAAUGCUUGGGGUGAGAUGACACCAGAUACAUCUGAUGAGCUCGACUCUUUACCUGAGCGUGUCUCAAAGAUAUCUCAAAAUUUACCCAAAUCCAACUAUCCACCGCAUUCGAAACCAGAAUUGACACCUGAGCUUAAAAAGAUUAAAGAUGCAUAUAAAAAGGCUUAUUCAAACUUGCCAUGGGUAAAGCCAGUAACCCAAAUUCCAAGGAAUUUACGAUUUGGGCUGCGUUUUAAUCUACAAAUUUUGGUUAAAGAGCAAGCUAAAUUACGCCUUAUGUCUGGCUCAUUGGGAGGAGGCAGCACUUGCUCGCGUUUUGGUGGCUCAGAUACAAAUAAUAAUGCCAUCAAUAUUAAUCAAGUUCAGGGGCAACUGGCAUCCGUCUUCCCACAGGUUUUGGAUUCGCUAGGUCAAGUGUAUGAAGGUAUCUACAAUGGCUCCCUAAGUGAGGAAGGACAACCAUCAUGGCUUGCAACUUCAAUGCUACGUCACAAUUGGGCCGAAGAAAAAUCAUACCUGGCACGCCUUAGGCAUGGUAACUCCAUGAAAUCGCAGGUAAUGCGAGCCUUUGUUCUAAAUAUUGCUUCUCAGGUUUCAGCAAAAGAUGGCAGCUACAUGAAAUGCAGUCAUAAAUCAUGGGCAGCCGAAAAGUGCUACAAGAUGGCCCGGGCAAAAGCUACUGAUGAGGCUUCGCUGUCAUACUUCUGCCCUCGCCCAGAUACAGAUCCUGGUCUUAUAUGUCAGGUCGGAAGAUGGGCAUUCUCAGCUGACAAUUCUCAUGAGACACCGUGGCCUGCACUUCUUAAGUUGGAGAGUUUCUUGCAUGACCGAUUCGAGCUCACAAGGCUAGACGUCCUAAAUGAUAUAUAUGAUCACUAUGAGCUACAGGGAAAUGAUCUACAAGUAGAUUGGAAUUCUUGGUUUCUUGGAUCAUUGUCUUCAAUGGGCAGUUUUUCUAUGCCUGUCUGCAAGAAUGAUAGACUGGAAAUUAAAGACAAUACUGUGCAUGGCCCUGGGCGUAAAUCAUUAUUCGGAAAAAAUAGCUGGGCGGUUCCUAAUGUCUGUGGUAUAGACGGCAAAGAGACAGAGAAAUUCUUUGAGGAAAUGGGGUUUCUUGAGGGCUCAUUACCCUGGAAUUCCAGAAGCAAGAAUGAAAGAUGGGCCGGAGGUGGAACAAAUGAAUUCUAUAAUGACCGAUUAGUCAGGGCGAAUCGAGAUUCUUUUAAGACGAAUCCAUUUGCACGUUAUCGUACGAUGUGCUACCAGCACAUUCGUUUUGCCGAGCAUAAAGAUUGGAAGCGUUAUGACGCCUUUAACCUUAAUAAUCAUGCUCGAGUGCACAAAGGACGUGAUCAAGAUUGUGACCUUGUUCUCGAGGCGACAGCCAAUAUGACUGAGGAGCAAGGGAAUCGUUGGUUCUGUCAGAAGUACGAUGAAUAUGGCAAUGAUUACGGACACACAGUAUUCAGCCGUGAAACCUGGAAAGUUGAGAUUAAUCGCGUGCCGCAAUGGAAAAACCCCCACUCCACCGGCACCAGUGAUAACUGGUGUACCGCGUGA